UUCAGUAAUACUUAGUAAAUUGUAUUGUAUCAUAAAAAAAUGUCUUUUUUUUCAUUAGUUUUGACACCAAAUGAUGUGAAUUCGUGUAUAAAUAUGUUUCGACAACAUACAGAGACUUUAUGUCCCAAAUGUGGUAUCAAUAAAACUGUAAAAGUAAAAAAGACUUUACGUCUAACCAUGGCUGUUAUAGAUAUUGAUUAUGGAGCAUUUAUUAGACGACCAAUGGACUGGCCAUUUGAAUAUGAGACGCCUCAAUUUGUGUUGAACAACAGAUUUAAAUUCACUUUAAAAAUGAAAUCAUCCGCAAACGAACAAGAGGUAAUAAUAUGUCACUUACAUGAAGGCAAUAAAUACCAAUCAAAUAUAGAUGUACAAUUAGAUUCUGGAUCAAGUGUUGUGUUUUCUUGUCAACAAACAUGUAGCAUACAUCUUAGUGGUUAUUACUUGAAUUGAAAAUGAUGUUAAAUUGGUUUUAUAAAUUAUACAUUAUACAUCAUAUUAUUAUUUAUUACUAAUAAAAGCUAUUUGAAGUAUAUAUAUGAUUAAUAAAAUUAUUAAAAUAUAAAUUAAUAACUGUUUUUCAAAUUAUCAUUGCCAAUCUUUGCUUUCAAUUGUUUUGUAAUAAAAUAAUGUAUUAAUAUAAUAUAAAACUGACUUAAUAACCUAUCAAACCUAUAUCAUAUUCUUAUUUUUUUUUAAGUGUCAGUAAGAUAUUUGUAUAUAUUAACAUUAU
This is a messenger RNA of Rhopalosiphum padi (bird cherry-oat aphid), 733 nucleotides long. RefSeq lists its product as uncharacterized. The coding region runs from base 40 to 453 and encodes 137 amino acids. Lineage: Eukaryota; Metazoa; Arthropoda; Insecta; Hemiptera; Aphididae. The transcript has a single exon. The record is from RefSeq and is a predicted model, not a curated record.